UCAUUUUUGUUUAUUGAGGAAAAAGGUUGGGAGAUGUACCUAACGAGGAGAAGAGUUGUUGUUGUGACAUCAAUAUAAUAACAACGCGCGUUUGUUGUUCCUUAAUCCUUUCUUAGUUGAUGAAUUAUUACUAGUAAUUCAUUAUUUGUUCCUUAAUCUAUGCUUCUAUUUCCUUCAUCAAAUUCAUCAUCCUCAAUUGCUAUCAUCAACUGUUCUUGUCUCACAGUCACACAUAACAAAACUCUCUCUCCUCAAACUUCAACAUCAACCGCAAGCGACUCUCAUACCAGAAAAAAGUAUAAUGAAGAGGUUACAUAUCAUCUAUAAUUUGCAAACGCAAUUCGUCGUGUUAAUUGCUAUUUGUCUCUUCGCCUAUUCGUCCAGCUCCAAGAUCGGAGAAACUUGCAGGUCGGAAAACAAAUGCGAGUUUGGUCUCACAUGUCAAACAUGUCCUGCGAAUGGGAAUACACGACCCAGAUGUAGCAGGAUACAAAUUUCAAACCCCAUUUCAAAAGUGAAAGGUUUACCAUUUAACCGGUAUUCAUGGUUAACGACGCAUAAUUCGUUUGCUUUGGCUGGGGCAAGAUCAACCACAGGGUCUAUUAUCAUUGCCCCUAUGAACCAGGAUGACACUAUUGUUGAUCAACUCAGAAACGGCGUGCGAGGAUUUAUGUUAGAUAUGUAUGAUUUUGAAAACGACAUUUGGUUGUGUCAUUCUACUCAAGGCAAAUGUUUCAACUUCACUUCAUUCCAACCUGCAAAAAACGUGCUUAGUGAAAUGCGUGCGUUUCUAGAUUCAAAUCCAACUGAAAUAAUCACCAUCUUCAUUGAGGAUUAUGUCACAUCUCCUCAAGGCCUAACUAAGGUCUUUCAAGCUUCAGGAAUUAACAAGUACAUGCUCCCUGUUUCUCGGAUGCCUAAGAAUGGCGAAGAUUGGCCUAUCGUUGAUGACAUGAUCCAAAAGAAUCAACGCUUUAUUGCUUUCACCUCCAAAUCAUCCAAGGAAGCAUCUGAAGGCAUUGCUUUCCAGUGGAAAUAUGUGGUAGAAAACCAAUAUGGAGAUGAAGGUAUGCAAGAGGGUUCGUGUCCGAAUCGAGCAGAAUCACCAUCAAUGAACACAAAAUCUAAGUCACUUGUUCUGGUUAACUAUUUUCAUUCUACACCUAAUCGUUCUCAGUCUUGUGCUGACAAUUCGGCUCCAUUACUUAGCAUGAUGAAGACUUGCCAUGAUGCAUCCGGCAACCGAUGGCCAAAUUUCAUCGCUGUUGAUUAUUAUCAGAGAAGUGAUGGUGGAGGAGUACCGGAAGCUGUUGAUGAAGCAAACGGUCAUCUCGCUUGUGGGUGUGACAACAUUGCUUAUUGCAAGGAAAAUGCUACAUUUGGCUCGUGUGAUGUCCCUCCCAUUUCUCCACCUCCACCUGCUUCAGAAUCUGCACCAAACGGAAACCAACCGCCCCCUACUAAUAAUCAGUCAAACAAUGCAUACAUUGGUAGAACAGCCAAGCUGAUGCAAUUGGUUGUGUUAAUUUUGGCUACCACAACUUUCUUGACAUUGUUAUAAAAUGCUACUAGUUUCGCAGUGUUUUUAAUCAUGUGAAAAUUUGCCAUGUAUGUAUAUGAUGUUGUACACAUACACAUUGAGUCAUUUGAUUCAGAGUAUUAUUGUUUGGAAUAUUAUCUGAGUCAUUUUUCAUCACUCGGCACUUUAUGGCUGUAUUUGACUUGGUUUGUUUAAUGAUUAACAUCUAUUGGUUGCAUAGCAUAUGCUAUUCAA
Cicer arietinum (chickpea) is the source of this 1774-nucleotide messenger RNA. RefSeq names its product PI-PLC X domain-containing protein At5g67130. The record is from RefSeq and is a predicted model, not a curated record. Gene Ontology annotation, molecular function: phosphoric diester hydrolase activity. Gene Ontology annotation, biological process: lipid metabolic process. NCBI's taxonomy places the organism in Eukaryota, Viridiplantae, Streptophyta, Magnoliopsida, Fabales, Fabaceae.